AUGAUUUCAAUAAGUACAAAUUAAGAAGGGGAGUUUGUUUUUGAUUCUAAAGAAUAGGAUUAUGUUUUAUUGGAUCUAAAUACAUUAUAAGACUAAUUAGAAUAAGGAAGAAAAAAUGAAAUUUAGGAUUUGUUACAAUAAGUUAUGAAAUCUAAUGAAUAUUAAUCAUCAACUGAAAAGGUUUAAAGUUAAAUUGAAUGGGCAUUAUAGACUGUGAAUGAGUAUCCUUCAGAAUAGUAUUAUAUAUUUUAAGAGAAUAUUAGUUAUGAGUUGGAGUAAUAAAUGGAAAAUUAGAGAUAUCCUGAAGUUCAUUCAGCUAACAAGAUUAUUGAUAUGAAUAUUGGAAAAGUAAAGGCUAGAGUUCAAUAUAUGAGUUAAUAAGAGAAAAAAAAUCUUAUGAAAGUAUACUUAUUUAAAGUAUUGAGACUAAAAGCUUAGAAAGAAGUAUGCAAUAAAUAUAUACUUGCAAAUAAAAUAAGUUUUAUAAGGAAUAAUUAUAAUAAAAAUACCAGUUGAUGUAAAAGGAAAUCAUUGAUAGAAAGAGGAAUGAAAUAUAGUAAUAAAGGUAAAAACAUUUCUAGAUAAUGCAAAGAACAAAAGGGAAAUUAGGAUAAAUGUAAAAUAUAUAUAAUAUUAAGAUUAUAAAUAAAGGUUGAAGAGAAUAAAUAAUUAAAGGAAUCAAUUCAAUUAGGUUUGUAUUAGACAAUGACAGAAUUGAGAUCAGAUAAUGUUAAAGCUUAUAGAAGAGUGAAAGUGAUGGAAUAAUAAUAAUAAGAGAAAUUGCAAUUAUUUUGGUAAACAAAAUAAGUAAUAGCAAAAACAAAUUACAAAAAGAAAGUAGAAGAUGCUUACUUAUUUAAUAUGCAAGCAUAGGAAAGAUUAUAAUAAUUAGAAUAAUAGGAAACACAAUUAAUGCAUAGAUUACGUUAGACAGAAUAAUAAUAUUAAAUGAGUUCUAUAAAAUUAGAGAAAAUAAAAUCAAAAUCAUAUAAGGAUUUGGGAAAUAUGUGGAGCUGA
This is a messenger RNA of Paramecium pentaurelia, 1017 nucleotides long. The record is from the annotation of a GenBank genome assembly. NCBI's taxonomy places the organism in Eukaryota, Ciliophora, Oligohymenophorea, Peniculida, Parameciidae.